Molecule: messenger RNA, 165 nt
Organism: Dentiscutata erythropus
Lineage: Eukaryota; Fungi; Glomeromycota; Glomeromycetes; Diversisporales; Gigasporaceae
Source: the annotation of a GenBank genome assembly
AAGAAGCAAUUAAUUCUGGAUUAGUUAACAAAGUUUUUAAAAACAAGGAAGAAACAUUAAUGGAAGCUAUUAAAACAGCAACCAUUAUUGCAUCUAAAUCACCAAUUGCAACUCUUGGGACUAAUCUCGAGUACACUGCAAUAUGGAAUGGUUCAAUGCUCAAUA